GGCAUGUCGCAAGCACAGGCGGUUGGCGACUGAUUGACGCGAAAUGUUCACAGGCAACAUCGAUGCAAUUUUUUUGUUGCCACUGCCGGGAGAUUUCUGUCGAACUACUGAUUUCUGGUCAAUUUCAUUGAAGACUGGAGAAGCGGAUAAAUCAAGGUCGCUUGUUUGGGAACAAGCCGAGGAAGACCUACUCUGUCCAGAACCAAAUCGAAGUGAAAGCAGCUCAGGGAAGUGCAGAUGUUCUUCUCUUUCUCUCUUAAUCCUGGCGUUUCUGAAUUGAUCGGCUUAUUUCGAUUGUUUCGCAAGGAUGUGCUUGCAAAAUUUUACCUGAGCUAAGAUGAAAAGGAUUUCCAAGCGAGUCAAGCUGAUAACAAUUUCAGUGAGGUACCUAUAACUUCUACAUAUUGCUUCUUGGUGGGUUUAGACUAGGCAAUAUCGUUUUCGUGAGACUUCUUUCGUAUCUUUUUUGUGCCGUAAGGUAUUUCUUCAUGUCGACCUUGUUCUUGUAACAAACGUGCUCAAGGAUCUGUUUCUAUUGUAUCUUAAUUUUUGAG
This is a messenger RNA of Cylicocyclus nassatus, 554 nucleotides long. NCBI's taxonomy places the organism in Eukaryota, Metazoa, Nematoda, Chromadorea, Rhabditida, Strongylidae. The record is from the annotation of a GenBank genome assembly.